CCUAAAGCUGAUCAUACCCUCUUUCUCUACUUCUUCAACAUGUCACAACAUUCACUCUCCCAGAGUAACCCAAGACUUAGGUCAUGGCAGCGGUGCUCAAGGCAUAUACGGAAGCGGCGAGCCCGGCUUUAUAUCAUUUGGAAGUGCACACUUAUGCUCCUGCGGUGGCGCGACUACUACUGAUCUGCCGGCUUAUUAGGUGAAAC
Molecule: messenger RNA, 206 nt
Organism: Telopea speciosissima
Lineage: Eukaryota; Viridiplantae; Streptophyta; Magnoliopsida; Proteales; Proteaceae
Product: small polypeptide DEVIL 14-like
Exons: 1
Coding region: 40-183 (47 amino acids)
Biological process (GO): negative regulation of cell population proliferation
Source: RefSeq, a predicted model, not a curated record